Molecule: messenger RNA, 1038 nt
Organism: Morus notabilis
Lineage: Eukaryota; Viridiplantae; Streptophyta; Magnoliopsida; Rosales; Moraceae
Exons: 5
Coding region: 132-794 (220 amino acids)
Source: RefSeq, a predicted model, not a curated record
GGAAAAACUGGGGGAGGAGUGCAAAAGGGAAAUCCUGUUUUCUCGCAGGCACUACACAACACGACACUCGCGACGAGCCAAACUCAGAUAUUCAGAAUCAAAAUCAGUUGUAAAAAAAAAAAAAAAAAAAAAUGGAAGACAAAGGAAACCAAAACCAAAAUCAAAACCAAAAUCAAAAUCAAAACCAAAAUCAAAAGGCAAUUCCAAACCCUAAUCGGGGCUCAGCAGGAUUCACGGGAAAGUCAUGCAAAGGAUGCCUCUACUACUCCUCUCUCCAGAAAUCCAAAUCCAAGAAUCCCACUUGCAUUGGCUUAUCCCGUACUCUCCACCAAGUACCUGGAUAUAUCGUGGGAGAAACUGAAUUGGAAGCUUCUAAAGAGGGCCGCAGCUUUACAGAUUUCAAGUAUGCUUGUGUGGGCUACUCGGUGUACUUGGACAAAAAAGAUUCUUCAUCAAAUGAACCGCAGAACACACAAGCAGAAUUGCCGUUUUGUGUAGGCCUUGAGGUAUUGUUGGACAAAAGGCCUGAUGGCCAUACACAUUCUCCCGCUCCCGCUCCUGCUCCUACUCAUGUUCAUAAAAGUGAAGAAAAUGUCCGUCCUAGUUCUCUUCCUCAACCUCCACCUCGGACCUAUAAACCCCUGCAUUCUGCAGGAGAGGAAUACCUAAACAGGUUUAAGAGGAAUGCGUUCCUAGUAGCCUCGGGUGUGGCUAGGAAUGUGAAUCGGGUGUGCAACCACAUAAAAGAGAGUUUGGAUGACAUUCUAUAUCCAUAUCGGAGACGGCCCAAGUAAAGAGUUCUUAUUGCAGUUGUAAUGUAAAAGGGAAAAAAGAAAUGCAGAAGCUUAGUACCAGAAGUGGCAUUUUCUACUUAUGAAUUUUCAUUAAAUUUGCUUUUGUCGCUCUCGCUUCGUGUAUUAAGAAAUAAUGCUUUUCUGGAGCGGCAGCUCUCUUUUUUGCUGGAUUUCGUAACAAUGGGUUUAUAUGGUUUCAUUAAUCCUACAGGUUAUUUGUUUACUUCUUUUAAAAUUGUUGAUU